AUGACCGCCAUUCCUGCACAGAUCUACACGGCUUCCAUGACUAUGCCUUCAGAAGACAAGGCAAGCCCUAGACCUGGCAGCAGCCUGCGCACUCGCGUUCAAGAUACCACUCCUGCUUCACGAUGGCGCUUUACCCGGUCUACCACGAAUCUGCGUGAGGCAGCCUCCCGAUCAGCCUCCAUUAGCUCUACGCAAAUGCCCACUCCCCCCUUGCCCAUGAAGCCUGAACGCCCUGCUUCCAAAAUCUCCCUCUUUGGUUUGUUCAGUCGUCCGAAAGUGGAGAGGGCCCGAGGUCACACAGAAGGGGGACUCGUUAUGCCGACGCGACCACAAACACCAACACCACCCACGCCAGCUCCACAGACCUCCAUGGCAAAGUCCUCGCUGCGCCAGAAUCCAUCGCCGCCCGCACAGCAGUCUAUCCGAGCACGAUCAAGCCAGAUGUUCCGACCAACCUCGAUGCGACCCACCAUGCUACAGAGAGAGGCGGGAGAUUGGGAGCCGCCCCCCCUGUUUCAAGCUUUUCCACAGUCCCUAAAGCAUGCUACUGUCCAAGCCUGUGUCUUCCCACCCGAGGUCCUGAUGCGAACACAGAGUCAGAGAAGACAAGCUGAGCUGAUGCGAGAACGAAUGGAUAGCGUGCGCGAUCUGUCCACCAUUGCAGAGAAUGUCACAGAAACCAAGAAAUUGGAGAAGAAUCACAAGCGGCUCGUAUCCAACUCGGUGCUGAACCCACCCACACCCGAGCUUGUCAACAAAAUCUACAUCUUGGUCGCUUCGGGAUAUGUUUUGCAGUAUGCUGGUGAUGGCAAUUUUGAUCGGGCGCCAGAAAAAGUGCUCAGGCUCGGCAAGGAAUCUGCUGCCUUUGCAUGCGAUCUCAUACCUGGCAAGCAUUGGGUCUUGCAAAUCUCCAGCCAUGCACAUGAUGACGGGACUUUUGAGACGGGCCCAAAGAACUCCCUCCUCUCUCGACUCCGGACACAGAAUGCCACUGUGAGAACGGCAGCCACGAGCUUCUUGCUAGUCCUCGAAAGUGCCGAAGAGAUGGAUGCAUGGAUGAGUGCCAUACGCAAGGAGAUUGACAAUCUUGCUAGUACAAAAGUCAAAGACGAUUUCAUGCGGGCCUCGUCCUCUACGGAUGACUCCGCAGGAAAGAGUUCGGCAGAGGCCAUCACCCACCGACAUCGAGCACAACGUGACCCUGAAACCAUCAGCAAGGUCACCCCUUGGGAGCUACCCCUCGCCUCACCGCGUUCGGAAACACCACAAAUCGUGACUUCGGACAGGGCAACGAAUGAGAGUGAGCGAAGCGUGAGUGUGGCAGAUUCCAUCGGCGGCCAGACUAGCUAUGUGGGCAAUGGCCGCCAGUCAGGAGAGACGUCAUCGGUUGCCUCGACGCCAGUCUCACAACACCAGGUACAGCUGGAUGGACUCCGUGGACGGUCCCGCUUCUCCUUCAUGUCAACAACGACAUCAACGUCCGGUCCCGGCACCCGCAACACUUCACGGGACUCUUCUCCCGCUCCAUCGCCUUUGAAGGACGUUUUUUUACCCGGAGAUGUCGAGCCCAUGCGCAGUGCCAUGUCUCUCAAGUCCUUCCACAUGAAUCCUAGCAGUGGCUCUGCAUCUCGGCGUAGAUCCAUGCAGCCCCUUCCCAUCACAAAUGAGAACUUUCCCCAGACAGUCGACACUUCUGCCAAGCAACAACGACACUCGUUGUACAGCCCGACUUCUCCAAAAGCGCCUGAGCUAGGCGAGCAGUCUUCAUCGGGACCCAAGGUGCCUACAAAGGACCCAGAGCCUACAGGGCCACGCUCACCAUCCCGGAUUCAAAUUCCUCAUAUUGCCGAUGCUGCUCGCUCAGGUCCAGUACAAAGCCCAAAGGAACCGUGUCCGGAGCCAUCAGUCACUUCUCGCGAAGACAGUCCUGUCCGCGUCGAUGAUCGCAGCUACAGCAUUCCACCCAGGAGGGAUGUCAUCUCGCCCCCACCACGGGAACCUGCUCCGCUGCCUCCCAAGCCGGUUCGACCACAAUCUUCAAUCGGAGCCUCGCCAUCGCUCUCGUCCCAACCAAUGACCAUGUUUUCGUCUGGGGCAUCGGAAGCUAGGACCCAACGCCGAAUCUCAGCGACACCAAAGGCUUUCAUGCGACCUCUGCCUGUCCGCCCUCAAGCUCAACAUGCUGAGGGUUCGAUGAUACUUCAGAGGAGACAGUCUUCCUUGACACCUACUUCGGCUCCUGCACCCUUGCCUUUGGGUAUCAACGUCACCCGCUCUGUCACUGCACCUGCCAGACCCUCCUCAGCCGCUGCCAACACGGCACCAACGCCGAGUCCCAUGAAGCUCCAUCCGUCGCUUCCGACAUCACAGACUUUGCGUCGCCCAACCUCGGUCCAGAUUAGAUCUGACCCUGCCCCUUUCCUCUCGUCAUCGCGUCCCGCUCAUGCCAGCCGACGAGCCUCUAACGCGCAAGCUCUUGCACCCAGUCCCAGGAUUCUGCAGGCCGCACCCAGCAUUGAUACGCUACGCCAACAGGCUCUUGCACAGAGGUCCCGGUUGAAGAGUGUUGUCCCGAGGCGCAGCAUGCCAGCUCUGGGGCUACCACCCCCAGCUCCGCCACCCAACAUGCCUCUCCCAACACUGCCGCCAAACAUGGCUCUGCCACCUACCCCAACGAACAGAUCCACGCUUAACCCGCCACCCAAUAUGCCUCUUCCUACGCCACCGCCUUGCGCGCCUCUUCCUCAACCACCUACCCGAGCUUUGCCUACCCCACCGCCAAACGUGCCAUUGCCUCCAACGCCGCCUGCAGGCGAGCCUUCUGCGAAGAAUGUUUCUGCAUAA
Messenger RNA from Plenodomus lingam JN3, 2844 nucleotides. RefSeq lists its product as uncharacterized. Lineage: Eukaryota; Fungi; Ascomycota; Dothideomycetes; Pleosporales; Leptosphaeriaceae. The record is from RefSeq and is a predicted model, not a curated record.